Pseudomassariella vexata is the source of this 4173-nucleotide messenger RNA. RefSeq lists its product as uncharacterized. Bases 1 to 4173 code for a protein of 1390 amino acids. The record is from RefSeq and is a predicted model, not a curated record. Gene Ontology annotation, molecular function: guanyl-nucleotide exchange factor activity. NCBI's taxonomy places the organism in Eukaryota, Fungi, Ascomycota, Sordariomycetes, Amphisphaeriales, Pseudomassariaceae. The transcript has 2 exons. Gene Ontology annotation, biological process: regulation of ARF protein signal transduction.
AUGUCGACGGACAGGACCGAUGACGCCGGAAAUGGCAAUGGUGAAAGUUCGUCGAUUGAUUCCAACAUUGCAUCCGCCUCUGUUGGCCGGCCCAGUGACGACCCCUACGAUCGACCCGAAUCCCCGCCGGUCCAGGAUGAGACACCCAAGCAUCGCCGUUUCUCUAUGCUGAGGUUCCGGAAUGCCUCCGACUCGCAGCUGUCGGCAAGGUUAAAGGCGCAGCAGCAAGUUGAGAAGCCUCCGCCCAUGCCACGACACGGCAGUCUCAUGCCCCAGAAGAAGCCGUCUCGAAUGAAACUUGCGACGAUGCGCAUGCGCAAGUCUGCGGACCUCCCGAGGCUGGAGCAAGAUACGCCUAAAUUAAUGCGCAUCUCCACCAAUAAGCAGGACCGGAGGAAAACCAUGACGGGUCUGUCCGAGGAUUCUUCCCAACAGUCUUCUGAAAAUGGCAAGCAGAUGGUGACCUUUGAGGAGCCGAGGCGGCGGCCGCAGACAUCGGCAGCAUCACAGCCAGGACCAAUGCCGCCAGACCAUAGCAACGAACAUAACUCACAGCAGCCCGUGCUUACAAACCGAUUGUCUGAAUCGGAAAGGUCGGAAGGAAGCUCAGGGGAACACGGUGUAUACCAGACCACGACAACUACGACCCACACGGUAUCCACGACAACCUUCUUCCGCCUACCGCGACGUAAGCCGAAACAGCGUGAGCCGCUGUUCCCUAUGUCACAUCUUCCACAGAAAGCCAAGACUCCUGCUUUGCAAUCUGCAGCCUCGACCUCCUCUCUAGCCCCUCGAGACUCAACCGCCUCGGCCACACCAUCAGAUGGGACUACCCUAGAUCCGGCACGCCCAUCCACUGGUUAUGAUAGAGCUACUCCUGUCGCAUCACCAACACAUGGUCCCAGCUACUUGAACCGGCCGUCUGGGUCUCCAGCCACCGCUUUGUUCCGACCUGGAUCACGUAAUUCUGGUCAAUCCUCACCGACCAGGACUCAUCUGGCUAACAGAGGAAGGUCUUCAACCAUGAGUUCACUGGGGCGAAACUCGGUUGACGAUCAUCAAUUUCCCGAAACAAUACGGACGUCUUCGUCCACCGGUCGCAAAAGCUUUGGUGAUCUCCUCGGGCUCAGCCGCCUACGCCAAAACCAGGACGGUCUCCGUCAUGGAAGUCUAACACCAGCAACGCCAGGGUCCAAUGCGUCCAAGAACAACUCGCUCCAGUUGACGAGAGAGGUUCCACCGGUAGUUCUGCCAGACCGCAGAGAAGAUGACACGCCAGCUAAAUAUUUGGCACGGCUUGAGGAAGUUCUCAAUCGCGGUGUCAUAGCAAGCGCAUUGUCCAGAGGAGCUGACCCCUUUUCCGCCUCUGUACUACGAAGCUACAUGCGCAAAUUCAGUUUUUUCGAGGAGCCCAUGGACAUGGCCAUCCGAAAGCUGCUGAUGGAGGCCGAGUUGCCCAAGGAGACACAGCAGAUCGAUAGAUGCCUACAAGCCUUUGCAAACCGGUAUCAUGAAUGCAACCCCGGUAUCUACUCAGCACCAGACCAAGCCUACUUCAUAGCAUUUUCUCUUCUUAUACUUCACACCGAUGUAUUCAAUAAGAACAACAAACACAAGAUGCAGAAGCCGGACUAUCUCAAAAACACCCGAGGCGAGGGUAUCUUUGAUGAUGUACUCGAGUGUUUCUACGACAACAUCUCAUACACACCUUUCAUACAUGUCGAGGAUGAUCUGGAUAUCAAUGGAGAGCGCCUCGUAGGGCACAAGAUGAAGAAGAAAUCCAUCUUCCCAAAUGGAGCCACAGAACCACUGAAAAAGUCCAAGGAUCCAAUUGAUCCAUACACUCUGAUUCUGGAUGGCAAAUUGGACGUGCUUAGGCCCCCCCUUCGAGAUCAGAUCCCACUUGAAGAGCACUACAGCUAUCUGGGCACUGCUACGGAUCUAGACUUGAAGGAGCUGCAAACUACGUUCUUCAAAACUGGCGUCUUGCAGAUCGUCUCAGCGCGGUCACGGCCCGACGCCUUCAUGUCUGAAAAGACAGUCUCAAAUCCCCAGGAAGCAAAUCCAGGCGUGGUGGACAUCAAAAUCACCAAGGUUGGGACUUUGUGGCGGAAAGAUCAAAAGAAAAAGAAAACGAGGUCUCCGUGGCAAGAAUGGGGCGCAAUUCUUACAGGGGCCCAGCUGUAUUUCUUCCGGAACACGGCGUGGGUCAAGAAUCUUAUGCACCAGUACGAGACCCACGUCAAGCACGGCAACGAGGGGAUCCCCCUUAUUUUCAAGCCUCCGCUUGAGCAAUUCAAGCCCGAUGCUCUAAUGUCAACUGAGGGCGCAGUUGCUUUGUUUGACGCAUCCUACAAGAAGCACAAGAAUGCAUUUGUGUACGUGCGUCACGGCGGGUUCGAGGAAGUACUUUUAGCCCAGAGUGAGGAGGACAGGAACGACUGGCUUGCAAAGCUGAACUACGCUGCAGCGUUCAGAACAUCGGGUGUCCGUAUGCGAGGCGUCGUGGGUGGCAACUACGAAGGUCAAAGUCGCCGGGCCAUCCGACGACUCGACAGUAGCGAGGUUACUCAAGUCAUUCAGACACCAACUGGGGAAGUGAGCAUUAACCGGGGCCGCAUCGACCACAAGAUGGCGCAAGACAUUCUGACAGCGCGGCGUGAGAUCAUGUCGCAGAGGAUCUCGGAAGCGGAUGAGAAGCUCCAGGCAGCGCAAAAACAUCUGGACUCGCAACUGAGAAAUGCUCGCCAUCUUUUGAUAUUGGCGCCUAUUCAGGAGAAGACGCGUGAUCAGGUCCGGGGAGGGGCUGCCAAGGUGAUUGCUCAGCUGAAGUGGUCGCGAACCGAGAUAUGGAGACUAAAAUGUCAUCGAGAUAUCCUCGUCAUGGAUCUCGAGGAGGAGAAGGCGGUCAAUGGGGACUUGGAAGACCUCCAAAGCGAGGUGGACACUUCGUCCGAGAAACCAUCGCUCCUCCACUUAGACUCCAAAGCAAGCUCUCACAAGACCCAGCAGCAAAGCCCACGGUCGCCACCACCGCUGUCCUUGUCCCGAUCGUCUGGGUCAGCGAAGCAUCAGGUCGAUGGGGAAUCUCCUGACAGCGAUGUUUUCCAGACGCCACCCACCAGUGCGACAGCACCAACCUUCCAGAGGCCACAACCUCGAGAUGUGCAACCCCUAGGUCCGGACCACGCAGGAUUGCGGAAACCCUCUGUAUCUAGUGUUGCAUCAUCAACCGCCCCGACGCCAUCUUCACCGCCCCGCGCAGUGUCGAGUCCUGCAUCGGGCCAGGACCGGAGCCCCAUCGAUGAACACUCAGAGGAGGAUGCCGGUGAACGGCAAGUGCUCGAGCAGGCAGGUCUUCUUGACAUUGAGCUGUCACGCACAUCAGACCGUCGCCCCACUUCAUCCCCCAUGGCAUCAGAAGAUACCUUUGAGCGCUCUAAACGAAUUAGCACCGCUAUUGCCGACAAGGAGAGACUUGACCGAAACAAACUGCGCCGCAGUUUGCAACGCACUCUUAGGGACAGUGCGGGGCAUCUUUCGCACCACCGCAGUAGGAAAGGGAAAGACUCUGCUUCGAGCACAGGAAUGUCGGACGAGACGAUCCGCGAGGAGGUUUUGUCCCGUGGGACCGGGAGCUUUACUGUGCAUGGCAAGAAGGCGUCCGUCAUCAAUUUUGGCUCGGAACUACAGAACAUGUCGCCCGAGGAACGCCUCCGCCAGCGGAAGCUGUCGCAGGUUGAAGACCAGCUACUCUCUCCUCUUUCGACGGAUGACGAUUUCCAGUCCUUUUUGGGGGACCCAUCGCCCACACGUGAGCGGCGCGAGUCGGUAGCCAGCGCCGCCACGGCCAGGUCAUUCCGGGAGCUUCAUCGAAAGUACUCGUCUGCACGCAGUGGCGGCCUUGUGGUGCCUUCGGAUGAGGACAGCGAUGCGGCUCUCAGUUUCUCCGACGGUCAUCGAACCCCCCUGCCUCCCCUUGAAGAUGGUUCGGGGGACGAGGCCGAGGCGACAUUGAGCAUAGCUCCGCCGAAGCAGGCGCAAUUCUUCACACCAGACGCAUCGAGCUCACCAGUCGAGGAGACUGGGGGCAAGGAGGGACCGGAACACGACGAGAUAACGGAAGAUGUUGACCGCCUGACCAGUCCGGCUAUUCAAAUUGUCAGUGCGUAA